Molecule: messenger RNA, 1788 nt
Organism: Cylindrotheca closterium
Lineage: Eukaryota; Bacillariophyta; Bacillariophyceae; Bacillariales; Bacillariaceae
Source: the annotation of a GenBank genome assembly
AUGGGAAAUCAGGCAAGCACACACAAUCCCGAAUUGAUUGAUACCAGUCUCGAAGAUUGGUAUGGCGGCGGGGGUGGAGGACGAGGAGGUUCUUCCAAGUCUCGUCGUCACUAUGAUGGCGAUGACGACUGGGCGCCUUCUUCCAGGGCUCCACGAUCCCCAAAGACUCCGACUGCACUGAGAUCACCCAAGACAUCCAUGUAUGACGAAGAUGUCCGGGAUCCAAUUGCAUCGGCCAAGCCUUCGAAUAUCUUUCGCCCCAAUUUGGAACCAUUGGUCCAGGCGACUGCAGCCGUCUUUCACAUGACUUCUAUGGACCAGAAUGAAGAGAACGCUGAUUGGAGUCUGCCAGCACGAGGUGCCGACCCGGAUGAUGUAUCUGUCUCGGACCGAUCGGCUGCCGUCUUUGAACAUUUGGAACAACAAGCACGAAAGGGAAAUCACAAGCCAUUUGUCAAGCUCUUGGAAACAGCUACUGUUGUCUCUCAGCUUUUAAUGGGAUCCCAUUCAGAAGCUUCCGAAGAAGUCGAGCGGCCUCCUGUUCAAUCUGCCUCUUCCGAUAGCAGUGACGAAGAUAGUGAUGAUGACAGCGAUGACGACGACAGCAGUGCCGAAGGCAGUGUAACUUCCGAACAGUCCGCAGUAGGAGCCGUAGGAGACAACAUCUUCAAUCGAUUGGGCAGUACUGAUAUCAUCGACCUAGAAAGUGCGAAUGCGGGAGAUGUCUUUGAUCUUCUUGACAGGGUCAGUGUUGAUGGAAACGAUGUCAAGGAUUUUUCCUCUGCCGUCUUUGGCAUGCUUGAAGACGCCAAGUCCUUUUCCAAUCAACCCCCGGAGGAACGCAAAGUCAAUAUCUUCCGCAUGCUCGAAGAAAAUGACAUGCUAAGUCCCCGUGAAACAGAAUCGGAAAUGCGGGACGAUAUACCUCAAGACCGGGAGGCUGUAGAGGGCCGCGAAGAAAGUCCUGAAAUGACUGACAAAGAAGAUGGUAUCAGCGUUUUGGAAACCCCAGAUGUCGACACCGUAGAUGGCAAGCGUAGUGUCCAAAUCAAGAACAUGGAAGGCGAUCCAAUUGAUCUAGCCUUUGUCCAAGACUUUGAUGAAGCCUUUAAUGAAUUCAUGGGACACCAUCCCAAGUUUCUCUUGAAGAGUCCAGAAUUGGUCCACAAUAUCCGCAUUACCAAACUACAAAAGCUUUUAGCCUUUAUGAAUGCCAAAGAGAAGAGCACCGCCGCUGAGCUGGGCGAACUUGACGGGAAGAAGAAGAAAAUGGAGGAUGAAUAUCAUUUGCGCUUGCGAAAAGCUGCUACGGCCAAGGCAGCCAGACAAAUUUACUUUCAAUCCGAGUUGGAGAAGGUUGCUCAUGUUUCCAAUACCCUUGAGGCAAAGUUCAAGUGGGCAGUCGUGUCGUCCGCCGAGGCUCGUACAAAGAAGCACCACAUGAUGCGUCAAGAUUUUGCCGCAGAGAAGCCAGAUGAGUGUCGAGACCAACUUCUCGAACGGCUUCCAAAGGAUGUUCCCGGUCAGAGUAUUCUGGCUGUCAUUCGUGACGAUGGCAUUCCUUCUACCAUGACAGCUGCCGAAAAGGGCCUUGAAAUCAGAAAGCUACAAAUGAAGAUUGCCUUUUUGGCCAGCGAGGUGAAGAUAUGGCAAUCGAAACUCGAAGUGAUGGAGGAAGAAAAGAAAAAGGUCGCUUGGGUCGAAAACAUUUUGCAACAGCUCACUUCGAAGCAAUUGGCUCGACUUCGGGGACGGCACCAGAGAAAGACUGGCAUCCAAUUGGCCUAA